GGGGCGCGAGAGGCCUGGACGUCGAGGAGUGAACAAAAUCUCGGAGUCAGGGUGAGACUGCCGAGCGGUACAGUCUCUCUAUCGUCGAUCCAACAAACAACACAAUGGCGGAUAAGGACAAGAAGGUAAAGAAGAAGAAGGCGCCGAAGGAAGAGGCACCCGCAGAAGAGGCAGCUGCGCCCGCGGCGCCCGCUGGCGAGCGCCAGUCGUCGCGCGGUAGCCGCAAGGCCAAGCGCACCGGCUCCAAUGUCUUCUCCAUGUUCUCACAGAAACAGGUCGCCGAGUUCAAAGAAGCCUUCCAGCUGAUGGAUCACGACAAGGACGGUAUCAUCGGCAAGAACGAUCUCCGCGCCACCUUCGACUCGCUCGGCAGGCUGGCGACGGAAAAGGAGCUCGAUGACAUGGUCAGCGAGGCAUCCGGCCCCAUCAACUUCACGCAGCUGCUCACCCUCUUCGCCAACCGCAUGUCCGGUGGCUCUGACGACGACGACGUCGUUAUCAACGCCUUCAAGACCUUCGACACCGAGGGCAAGAUCGACUCGGAGCGACUUAGGCACGCGCUUAUGACCUGGGGUGAUAAGUUCUCCGCCGACGAAGUCGACGAGGCCUACGACCAGAUGGAGAUUGACGAUAAGGGCUUCAUCGACACCCAGAAGCUGAUCACCAUGCUCACCGCCAGCGCCGAGGACGAGGAGGGCGGUGAGGCUGCGUGAGCACCCCCCAGCUGCACCACCACCCGGCACCAACACCUAACCGCUGACGACAGCUCUGACAGUCCACCCGGUCCACUCGGUUCGCACAGAACGUAUUAAAUGUAGACCGAACCGAAACAUGUUUUUAUUUAAUUUAAUAUCUUUAUGUAAUUUAUUGUUUCCAUUUUAUAAUUUAUAUUUUAAUGAAAAUAUAGUACUACUAUAACAAAAUGGUGUCAUCAUGUCCCCGUAACGUAAGACUGGAGGGAUUGAAGGAAUAGACUGCAUUUAUACACUGUCACACAAACACACACUCAAAUCACGCAUCCCAUUCAAUUUGCUAGAAUAACUUGGGUAAACACGGCCUAUUAUUAUAUUACAUGUCGAAAUAUAUACAUGGGAAAACCAGAAACAAGGAAAUAAAUGUUAAUCUAAAGUGCUACUCAUGCAGUUGGUAAUUGUCCUAAUUUGUCGACAAUUAUAGAUAAGUUAAAUAAGUAUAGGUAAAUAAAGACGAAAAUACAACACAAUGUAA
Papilio xuthus (Asian swallowtail) is the source of this 1227-nucleotide messenger RNA. The record is from RefSeq and is a predicted model, not a curated record. NCBI's taxonomy places the organism in Eukaryota, Metazoa, Arthropoda, Insecta, Lepidoptera, Papilionidae.